AUGAAAAUACAUACUGGAGAAAAACCUUUUUCAUGUAAUAUCUGUGAAUAUAAAUUUAAAGAAAAAAGUAAUUUGCAAAAGCAUAUGAAAAUACAUACUGGAGAAAAGCCUUUUUCGUGUCAUAUCUGUAAAUAUAAGUGUAUUACAAAAAGUCAUUUGCAAAGGCAUAUGAAAAUACAUACUGGAGAAAAACCUUUUUCAUGUAAUAUCUGUGAAUAUCAAUUUAAAGAAAAAAGUAAUUUGCAAAAGCAUAUGAAAAUACAUACUGGAGAAAAGCCUUUUUCGUGUCAUAUCUGUAAAUAUAAGUGUAUUACAAAAAGUAAUUUUCAAACACAUAUGAAAAUACAUACUGGAGAAAAACCUUUUUCAUGUAAUAUCUGUGAAUAUAAAUGUAUAGAAAAAAGUAAUUUGCAAAGGCAUAUGAAAAUACAUACUGGAGAAAAACCUUUUUCGUGUCAUAUCUGUGAAUAUCAAUGUAUUCAUAAAAGUCAUUUGCAAAGGCAUAUGAAAAAACACAUUUGA
Parnassius mnemosyne (clouded apollo) is the source of this 522-nucleotide messenger RNA. The record is from the annotation of a GenBank genome assembly. Lineage: Eukaryota; Metazoa; Arthropoda; Insecta; Lepidoptera; Papilionidae.